This is a messenger RNA of Penicillium cataractarum, 804 nucleotides long. RefSeq lists its product as uncharacterized. The coding region runs from base 1 to 804 and encodes 267 amino acids. NCBI's taxonomy places the organism in Eukaryota, Fungi, Ascomycota, Eurotiomycetes, Eurotiales, Aspergillaceae. The transcript is spliced from 2 exons. The record is from RefSeq and is a predicted model, not a curated record.
AUGAAGAGCUUUAUUGCUAUUGCCUCUCUGGCCAUUGGUGCCAAUGCCCUCGUUGGCCGUAGCGACAGCUGCUGUUUCCACCUCACUGCUUCUGGUGAUAAAUCCGGCUCUCUCGGCCAGCUGAGCGACGGUCAGGUCCGUGUUGGCGAUGACUCCCUCUCCGCUGCCACCUUCUGCCUGUCCGGAGGUGUUAUCACCGAUAGCGAGGGCCGUGGCUGCGUGAUCACUACCGAGACCACCCAGUUCCAAUGCGAUGCUGGCAGCGCCGGUACCUCUGGCUUCUCCCUCAGCUCAUCCGGUGGCCUCGAGUUCAGCGGUAGCUCCAGCUUCGUCGCCUGCGCAACUGGCCAGAACGGUGGCGACAACAUCUACACUACCGAAAGCGACGCCGUCACCCAGUGCGUGAGCGUCGAGCUUACCGCUGACUCGACCUGCGCCGCUGCCUCGUCUUCCGUCGCCGCUGUCGCUCCUACUUCUACCUCAGUCCCCGUCAGCACCCCCCUGCCUGCCACCACUCCAGUUCCCUCAGGCUCGUCGCCUGUCGGUGCCUCCUCCGGUUCUGUCUCUGCUCCUGCCAGCACCCCGCUAGUCGGAUCUUCCAGCCUCGUCACCAAGACUUCCUCCACUGCUUCGGCUUCUACUAGCACUGCUGCUGGUACCAGUACUUCGUCUGCUUCGUCUUCUUCGUCGACUGUUGCCCCCGCGUCUAGCUCGACUGCUGCUAGCGCUGCUACCCGGUACGAGCUUGGUAACUUGGCCACUGUGAUGGUGGUUCUCUCCAUGGCAUCUCUUUACCUUGUUUAA